CUGCGCAGAUUGGUGCAGUGUGAACACACCCGAGCGUCAGCCGUGAAUGUGUAGUGAAUGUGCGGUAGAAGAAUUACGCUGAAGAGUGCACAGUCAUGAAAGUGUUUGUAAACACUAUUAGCUUCAUCCACACACAAGGUGCUGUUUCUUCACAUAUUUUUUGCCACCUGAGUUGGGACUGUCAUGCCACUUCACUUCACAUGGGAGGACAGCAUUAAACCACCGAAGCUAUUGGAUAUUACAAUCUACAGAAUGAUUGCUCAAAGAGCACUCUCAAAAUCAACCAUAUCUGUGCGUCUUCUCCAUGGAAGCACACUCCUAGCUUAAGCUCUUCUUUGGUAUUCCGCAGGCUGAGUUCUCGAAGCAGACACAAUGCCGUGGCCUUUUUCAGAGUCCAUUAAAAAGCGGGCCUGCCGAUACCUGCUGCAUCGGUACUUAGGCAAUUUCCUCCAAGAAAAACUGAGUUUGGACCAGCUUAGUGUGGACCUCUACCAAGGCAAAGGUUCACUUGCACAAGUGCCACUGGACAAAUGGUCACUGAAUGAGAUUCUGGAGUCGGUGGAUGCUCCAUUUGAAGUGACUGAGGGCUUCAUCCAGGCCAUUUCCCUCACUGUACCAUGGGCCUCACUGCUUCAGGACAACUGUGCUCUGGAAGUCAAAGGCUUGGAAAUGGUUUUCAGGCCAAGGCCUCGUAUGACAUCUGGUAUGGAGCCUAUGUACUGGUCUAGCUUCAUGACUAGCAGUAUGCAGCUGGCGAAGGAAUGUCUGAGUCAGAGACUAACCGAUGACCUGGGAGAGAGUUUCCAACCUCUGGAGGGUUUAGAGAAGUUUGCUGAGACAAUAGAGACAGUUCUGAGAAGAGUCAAGGUCACAUUUUUGGAUACAGUCCUCAAGAUUGAACAUGUUCCAGAAAAUUCCAAAACAGGAAUUGCCCUUGAAAUCAGAAUCAAAAGGAUGGUUUACUGUGAUGAAACUGCCGAAGAGGGCUCAAGUGUAAACAUCCACCAGCCCACCACAUUUGCACACAAAAACCUGACAUUGGAGGGUGCAAAUGUUUUCUGGGAUGAGUUUUCUGAGACUUCCCGUGCCAGUGUCAAAUCAUCCCCCACUCAGUCGGAAACUGAGCCUAAGUUAUCCCCAAGCUGGAAUCCAAAAAUUAUCUGUGAGCCUCACCCACAGUUCACAGAGCCUGUAUGUGCCAGCACACCUUUUGAACCUGUGCAGGUGGGCUGCCUUAGUGGCAGACUGGAGCUGUCCCUGGUCCUGAAGCAGAAUGAAGCCAUGCCGGGAGCCAAGCUGGACAUUGAAGGACAGAUUGAUUCAUUGAUCAUGCUGCUUUCACCACGGCAAGUCCACCUGCUACUGGAUAUGUUUGGAGUCUUCUCUAGCUCAGCGGGGCAGAAAUGGUCUGGCUUGGCUAAGGACAGAAAGAGUCGUCCCAUGCAGCAGGAAGAUGAGUACCGUCUCCACAUGGAGCUUAACCGCUGCUUAAAAAAGGAGCCAAUGACUGCUGGUACUGAACAAGACUUGUUUGAGAGCCAAACCCCCAGGACAGUGUCAAGCAGAGCAGAAGAUGUAUUUUUCUCCAUGGCUGACAUGGACAUGUCACACAGCCUAUCAUCUCUGCCCCCUCUUGGAGACCCACCCACUGUAGACUUGGAUCUGUCUCUUAACAGCAACUACUCCACUUCUCUGGGGGAGUCACCCUCUGGCAAUGCAGCUACUGUGUGGGAUGAGUACCUGGAUUUGCCUAAACAAAAGGAGAAACAAAGUCACGAAACACCCCUGUUCUCUAGAGACCCUCAGUGCCCACAUAACCUGCCCAGACAGACCUCUCAUUCGUCUAAGGGCCACUGUGACGAGUCCAGGCCUGAGCUAGUUUUCAGGCUGACGGUGGGCAAUCUCUGCCUAUCUGUGCUGCACAUCGAUCCUCUCCCACCCCCAGACUCAACUCUCAGCCCUCUUGCACCAAUGGCCUCUGAAUUUUUCCACAUGAUGGCUAAUGAUCAGCUACAUCUAAGAGGAUUCCUCCAAGCACGAGCUGUUUUUGACCAGGCCUGCCCACAUGACCACCUCAGGUUCAUAGGUCAGGGGUUAAAGGUGACGUAUGAGCAUUGUCAGGGCUCCAGUCUGCGCACUCUCAGCACGGAUCUGUCCCUGAAGUGUAUGGAGUUGCUGGAAUGCCUCUACCCCACAGAGAAUCGGGGAAGCACUGUGCAGAGUGGAGUGCAGUACACAGAGCUCUUAACAUUUGAUGUUGCUACCAGCUGUGAUUCCCCUACCCAAACCUGCCUUCAUUUGUUCUACAAGUUAACAGAACGCAGAGGUCCACAGGGUGGGCAGGUGCGUCUGAGUACCAUGCCCCGUAAAGCAGAGUUUCAGGUGGAGCUGGGUAAGGCUCGCUCAGAGUGUGACAUCAGCAUCGUGGACCGCCUCCACUCCCUGCUUCAGCCCCAGAAACUGGCCACCACUGAAACCAUGGCCUCUCACAUGUACACAUCCUAUAACAAGCAUGUUAGCCUACACAAGGCUUUUGCAGAGGUCUUUCUGGAAGAUAGCCGCAGUCCCGCGCACUGUUUGGUGUCGGUGUCUGUGAAUGCUCCUCAUCUUGUGCUGGUGGUACGGUUCCCCAUCCCAGACCUGCGCUCAGACCAGGAAAGGGGCCCUUGGUUUAAAAAAUCCCUGCAAAAGGAGGUGUUGCGCUUAGAGCUGGAGGACUUGGAGCUCAAAACUGAGUUCAGUGGAAAUAGUUCACCUGAGCAGACCAAGAUAGAACUUACCUUUAAGGAGCUCAGUGGUACAUUCCAGAAUGACAAAGAUCACUAUGCAUCCAGGUUCUUACGUGUGUCACAUACUAUGGAAGAGAACAUGACCUCUUCUGACAGUGGCAAAUUUGAUUGGCCUAGAGUGGUCCUGAAGGUGAACCCCAUGGUUGUGCACUCCAUAUUGGAGCGGGUUACGGCUGAAGAGGAAGAGGAAGGUGCUGAAGGACAUUCGCAGGAGGAAGAGGAGGAGGAGGAAGGAACUGCCCACUCUUUGAAGGAUGUGUGUGAUUUUGGUAAACCUGAGCCUUCCCCCUUUUCCUCACGACGUGUCAUGUAUGAGAAUGAAGAAAUGGUCAUCCCAGGAGAUGUAGUGGAGAUGACAGAAUUCCAGGAGAAAACCAUGAGCAACUCCCGUUACAUUCUUGAACUGUUUUUCCCCAAUGUGCAAAUAUCAUUACCUAAUAAGGCCUUCUAUGAGAAACUACACAACAGGAUUAACAAUGAUCUGCUGUUAUGGGAGCCUACAGCCCCAUCACCAGUGGAGACGGUGGAGAGCAUGCCAUAUGGGGGCGGCCUCUCUGUAGCCAGCCAGCUAAUCAGCACCUACAACAAGGAUAGCUUCAGUCAGUUCAGAUCUCUUGGCCCUGAGGAAGAUGAAAGUGGUUCAGAAGAGGAGACUCUACCAUACUACACUCCGGCUGAGCUGGGCUAUAGGAACAUGAAGAAGAGGAAGAAUAAGAUGCAGUCUAAGAACUCGCAGAGCCUGUUCUCUGUUCUGCUAUCUGUUAAUCACUGUCUUGUAGCACUGCAUACAGAGGCUAAGCAAUCAGAUAAAAGUGUGCUGAAGAAUAAACAUGGGGAGUUCUGGAUGGAGGUGAAGAAUGGAGUUCUGUUCAGUGUGACACAGUACGAGGGUUAUAAAGAUCAGCACUAUGUCUGUUUCCACACCUCUACAGUCUGCCUUUAUCAUCAAGGCACAGUAGAAGGAGAUGUCCCUGUGUGGGACGUGAAGUUGCCUUGUAGAACGCGCCCUCACUGGUUGGAGCCUGUGUUGUAUGUGUGUGAGUCUGCGGCAGAAAGAGCAUCUCCCUUAGAAGGACUGAGUGUGGAGCCUCAAAGUAUGCUAUCCCUUGCACUCAAGAUUUCUUCUCAGAGUGCUGAGCGCAAUGUAAAGGAGUUUCUGCUUGCUGUUGGAGUGAGAGCGGCCACAUUUCAGCAUAGAGUUGUGCCUUCUAGUCUGGGUUGGUAUGACCAGAUAGUAGACUUUCUGAAUGUGACAGAUGAGCCUGUGCUUGGCUAUACGCCUCCAUCCUAUCUUACAACCCUCCACCUACACCUGUGGAGCUGCUCCCUGGAUUACAGGCCAUUGUAUCUGCCUGUGAGAUCUCUGCUCACAGUGGAGACCUUUAGUAUCUCCAGCAGUGUGUCUUUGGACCACUCCUCCUCCUGUCUCAGAAUCAUUCUUGAUGAAGCAGCGCUGUUUCUGUCUGACAAAAGUAAUGCUGUGUCUGUCAACCUGGCCCGAGACUAUGUGCAGGUGGUAGACAUGGGAACUUUAGAACUCAGGAUCACAGCAGUCAAACCUAGCACAGAUGGGGAGAGAACAGAACCGAGGUUUGAGUUGCGCUGCUCAAGCGAUGUCAUUCACAUUCGGACCUGCUCGGACUCUUGUGCUGCACUUAUGAACCUCAUCCAGUACAUUGCCAGCUAUGGAGACCUGCUGCCUCCAUCCAGGGUGGAGAGCAAGAGUGGCAGCACCAAACAAAGAGCAAAGCUGGACUUAUUGAGCAAGCCCCAGUCCCAUGGCCCCCUGCUUCCUGACGCUGAGCAGCAGAUGCUGCAGGAUCUGAUGAGUGACGCCAUGGAGGAAACUGACUCCCUGCAGAGUCAGACCUUGCAGUCCAAUGGUGUACAUGUGGAUCAAACAAGUGAUCAAGACCCACCACUUUCUGAUCUCUUCCUCUUUCCCGAUGAGAGUGGCACUGUGGGCCAGGAUCCUUGCCAAGCCUACCCCAUACUGCAUUCACCCCUCAUCUCUCCCCCUGGCCCCAGCACACACCAUGACUCUGAUGACUUCUGCAUCCUGGACACUCCAGGCUUUAGAGCAAUGGGAAGGGAUGAAGAGCCAGUGGUAAAGAAGCUGACCACCGAGCCCAUUUUGGUGCUGGACAACCAUUUUAGUGAGCCUCUAGAGGGCAGCACUUCUAGCAGGGGCCCACUGAACUUCCCUGUGCCUGAAGUGAGGUACCUGGUUAAGGAGAUCUCUGUGAUCUGGCACCUUUACGGAGGAAAGGACUUUGGCAGCGGACUGCUCUCAUCUUCUCCAGCCCGCAGUCGAGGGGGUACUCCUCACAGCUCCCCCUCUCAAACACCAGUAAGACAGGCUCGCAGUGGCUCUCGCUCUGGGGGAGGUUGGGGAAGGAAUCCAGAUGUGUUGAUGGAGAUCCAGCUCAGCAAGGUACGGUUCCAACAUGAAGUCUACCCCCUGAUGGGCCCAGAGACAGGCACACUGGCUGAACAGCCGGUAUCCAGACAGGUAUUCUCAGUGCAGGACCUGGAGAUACGAGACAGACUGGCCUCCUCCAUGAUGAACAAGUUUCUUUAUCUGUACUCCAGCAAAGAGAUGCCCAGGAAAGCCCACUCCAACAUGCUAACAGUCAGAGUGUUGCACAUGCGUCCAGAGGCAGGUCAGGCUCCACAAGAGUGCUGCCUGCGUGUUUCCCUUAUGCCACUUCGUCUCAACAUUGACCAGGAUGCUCUGUUCUUUCUGAAGGAUUUCUUUACCAGUCUGGCUACAGAGGUAGAGCUCUUCUCCCCACCAGAACCAGAGACAUUGUGUGUAUCCAUGAAAAAGCCUUCUGGCCCAGAGGUAGCAUGCACAUUUUCUAAAUCCAGUGGAGGAUCAGGUCAGGGCUCUGCACCAAUCAUCUCUGUGCCCACCCAAACCCGUACCAGUCAGAAUGGCCUUGAGCAUGAGUCUACCGCCACAUCUUAUACUGACCAGCCUAUUUUCUUUAGAGAGUUCAGGUUCACUUCUGAGGUGCCAAUCCGACUAGAUUAUCAUGGGAAACACAUGGCCAUGGAGCAGGGUACUUUUGCUGGCAUAGUAAUUGGACUGACCCAGCUGAACUGCUCCGAACUCAAACUGCGGAGACUCUGCUACAGACAAGGACUGUUGGGUGUAGAUAAGCUCUUUUCUUACGCCAUUAAUGAAUGGCUCAGUGAUAUUAAAAAGAACCAGUUGCCCGGACUGCUUGGUGGAGUAGGGCCCAUACACUCCUUUGUGCAACUUGUCCAGGGCAUUAGAGAUCUAGUAUGGCUGCCUAUAGAGCAAUAUCGGAAGGAUGGGCGGAUAGUGAGGGGAUUUCAGCGAGGCACUGCCUCAUUUGGGACCUCCACUGCAAUGGCAGCCUUGGAGCUUACCAAUCGCAUGGUGCGAACCAUCCAGGCAGCUGCAGAAACAGCGUAUGAUAUGGUGUCUCCGGUGAUAGAUGAGAGAGAGUGCAAAAAGAUCAAACGAUACUCACAUUUUCGACUGGCUCAUCAGCCUGUGGACCUCAGGGAAGGUGUGGCCAAGGCAUACAGUGUAGUGAAAGAGGGCAUCACAGAUACGGCUUUAACGAUUUAUGAUACAGCCACCCGUGAACAUGAGCAGAGGGGAAUGACCGGUGCAGUGGGUGGAGUCUUACGCCAGCUUCCUCCUGCUGUUGUUAAACCUCUAAUUGUUGCUACAGAAGCCACCUCCAAUGUACUGGGUGGCAUGAGGAACCAGAUUCACCCAGACGCUCGCCAGGAAGAAUCACAGAAAUGGCGUCUGGGAGAAGAGUAAUCAACGCGAUCUUGUGUUUUUCUUUUUUUGUCUAAGACUGAUGGUGGUGCCAAACAUGGUGAUAUGGCUAAGCCAGCACUACACAGUCUCACUUGAUAGAAUCAGCUUGGCGUACUGGCCUGUUGGCACCUCGUGUCCACAUUUUGCUGCUUACAGUUUUAUUUAAGGCCAUGGUACUGUGCUACUGGUAGACCUGCUCUACAGAGACCAUGGCAGUAAAGCACUAGCUUCAGAUCAGCUGUUAAAGACUGAGGCAAACUGGAUUAACACCAUUUUCCUUUUUUAUCAGCAGCACUGGUCCCUUAUAUUUAAUGACUCAAAAGCUGCAGCACUGGAGACAUGCAAUGUUGGCUUUACUGGAGUAGAUUAACCUGAUUAGUCUGAAAACUUGUCAGUCUUGUGUCAGUAAACUUCUGUAAGCUUUUCUUAUCCCACCAAGGCUACGUCCAUGCUGUAUUUUCAGUUCCAAUUUGGGCUACUUUCAUAUGUGCUGCAGAAAUCUGGUACAGAUCUGAUAUGUGAUAAUGCAACCUUAGCCUGGAAUUCAACAGCUUUUCCGUCUGUCCAACUCCACAUUCAUCAUGAUCUUGGCUGCAGAUCAUUGGUAUCUUGGAAGAUUUAUGUGAAUUAACUCUGAGUGUUAUCAUGGAAAUGAACGGGGCACACUGCCUGACUUUUGCAGGUACUUAGUGUGAGUGUGUUACUUUUAUGCAGCGAGUUUUAGGCUGUGAGUUGCAUUAAAAACCUAUUUUUAAUGCAACUAGAGAUUCACUCAGAGCGAUCCAACAUUAAACAACGUGGCAUGCAACACACGCAGCAAAUAAGUAACUUUAUUUGUUCAGCUUUGCAAAGCUCAUAUUGUUCAGAAAGAAAGAAGAGCAAGGAAGUAGUGAGAAUGUUUUAAAAGGUGAGAUUAAUCAUGUGAUGUAAGAUCAACUUAAUUGGUGUCAUUUGGUUGUAAUUCAUGUCAUAUCUUUUAACAUUGCUGUUAAGUAAGGUGCUCUUUUUCCAGCUGCAUGCUCAAUUUUGAGAGCAUUUUUUUGAGUUCUGCAGGCAUUGAAAUCUGUCAAAGAUUUUUAUUUUUAUUUAUUUAAGAACUAUAUAUUGUUCUAUUUGUGGCUAAGCAAUCUUAACUACAAUUAAUCUCACCUUUUAAGCAUUAAAUUUCACUUUGUCAGUGGCAUUAACCACAAUCAUUGUUUUGCGCAUAUGGGUUAGGUCAAGAGCAUGAUGUGAACAACCUAGUUAAUCAGAACUCAGAACAAUCUGAAUGUUGCCCAAAAAACAUGUAGUGCCUUCAUAGGAUUAUUAGAAAAUGUUAAUUAAUUUAAUUCCCUUUAAUACUGACAUUAAAAAAGUGAUAUAUUAGGGUAGGUUUUCACUUUAGUUUUUGCCCAAACAUGGUUAUAAUUGUUUUUUAAUGCCAUUAUUUCCUUAUAACAAGGAAUGAAAAUAAGGGAAAAUUUAAAUGGAAUGGACAGUUUCUGAAUGGCCACUUGUAUUAUGUCCUUUAUUUUUACAUCCUGAUUAGUCAUUUGAUGAGUCAUUUUCCUCAUGUACUUGUUUCUGCUAUAAGCCUUCUUGAUAAAUUGUUAAAGAUUUGUAAUAACAGGGAGUUUGCCUAAAAUGUGUCCAUUUUCCACCUGCUUAAAAACAAGUCUGAUGUUUCCAUGUUUUAAUAUUAUGCAUUUGUCAUAAGCACUUUCAACUUUUUGGUUAGCUUCUUAAUAUGUGUUUGCUUUUGUGACAUUCCCUCACAUCUGUAGCACAAAACAGGUCUUAUGGAAAUAACGUUUAAGGCCAGGGCAGAGCCCUUCUGUGGAGCUUUUGCACAUACAAAAUGUCAUCAUUGUAAGCAAUGAAACAAAUAUAACAUUCAUCCUUAUGCAUAUCAAAUGUGAAUAUACACUAUAUUACCAAAAGUAUUCGGUCACCUGCCUUGACUCACAUAUGAACUUAAGUGCCAUCCCAUUCCUAACCCAUAGGGUUCAAUAUGAUGUCGGUCCACCUUUUGCAGCUAUUACAGCUUCAACUCUUCUGGGAAGGCUGUCCACAAGGUUGAGGAGUGUGUUUAUAGGAAUUUUUGACCAUUCUUCCAAAAGCGCAUUGGUGAGGUCACACACUGAUGUUGGUCGAGAAGGCCUGGCUCUCAGUCUCCGCUCUAAUUCAUCCCAAAGGUGUUCUAUCGGGUUCAGGUCAGGACUCUGUGCAGGCCAGUCAAGUUCAUCCACACCAGACUCUGUCAUCCAUGUCUUUAUGGACCUUGCUUUGUGCACUGGUGCACAGUCAUGUUGGAAGAGGAAGGGGCCCGCUCCAAACUGUUCCCACAAGGUUGGGAGCAUGGAAUUGUCCAAAAUGUUUUGGUAUCCUGAAGCAUUCAAAGUUUCUUUCACUGGAACUAAGGGGCCAAGCCCAACUCCUGAAAAACAACCCCACACCAUAAUUCCUUCUCCACCAAAUUUCACACUCGGCACAAUGCAGUCCGAAAUGUACCGUUCUCCUGGCAACCGCCAAACCCAGACUCGUCCAUCAGAUUGCCAGAUGGAAAAGCGUGAUUCAUCACUCCAGAGAACGCGUCUCCACUGCUCUAGAGUCCAGUGGCGGCGUGCUUUACACCACUGCAUCCGACGCUUUGCAUUGCACUUGGUGAUGUGUGGCUUGGAUGCAGCUGCUCGGCCAUGGAAACCCAUUCCAUGAAGCUCUCUGCGUACUGUACUUGGGCUAAUCUGAAGGUCACAUGAAGAUUGGAGCUCUGUAGCAAUUGACUGUGAAGAAAGUCGACGACCUCUUUGCACUAUGCGCUUCAGCAUCCGCUGACCCCUCUCCGUCAGUUUACGUGGCCUACCACUUCGUGGCUGAGUUGCUGUUGUUCCCAAACUCUUCCAUUUUGUUAUGAUAAAGCUGGCAGUUGAUUGUGGAAUAUUUAGGAGCGAGGAAAUUUCACGACUGGAUUUGUUGCACAGGUGGCAUCCUAUGACAGUUCCACGCUGGAAUUCACUGAGCUCCUGAGAGCGGCCCAUUCUUUCACAAAUGUUUGUAAAAACAGUCUGCAUGCCAAGUGCUUGAUUUUAUACACCUGUGGCCAGGCCAAGUGAUUAGGACACCUGAUUCUGAUCAUUUGGAUGGGUGACCGAAUACUUUUGGUAAUAUAGUGUAUGUGUAUAGAUUGUGUAGUUGUGCAUUAUACAAAUGCUCUUGGGAUUUGGAUUUUUGUGUAUGACAUUUGAGAAAUGGAUUACUGCAACAGAUUUGCUUUACAGCUGAGAGAAACUGAUUUCCCAACUCCCUUUUUUUUCCUCCCCCAUUUAAAAGGUAGUAACAGAUUUGUAUAUAUAUAUGUAAAAUUAAUUUGCGCAGUUUACAUGAACGCAUGUGUUAUCUAUAAUAAACUGUUUAAUGUCCA
This is a messenger RNA of Pangasianodon hypophthalmus (striped catfish), 9997 nucleotides long. It is a transcript of the gene atg2b, whose product is annotated as autophagy related 2B. Gene Ontology annotation, cellular component: phagophore assembly site; extrinsic component of membrane. Bases 373 to 6594 code for a protein of 2073 amino acids. NCBI's taxonomy places the organism in Eukaryota, Metazoa, Chordata, Actinopteri, Siluriformes, Pangasiidae. Gene Ontology annotation, biological process: reticulophagy; autophagy of mitochondrion; piecemeal microautophagy of the nucleus. Gene Ontology annotation, molecular function: phosphatidylinositol-3-phosphate binding. The transcript is spliced from 43 exons. The record is from RefSeq and is a predicted model, not a curated record.